GGGUGGCUCCGCCUACUUGUCUUUCUGGGCUCUGUCAUUUGGCUUGGGGCCAGCUGUAGCUGCUGCCUUCAAGUCUCCAGCACCCGUCGGUGGCGUCCGUGCGCUUUUGUGUCGUGGGGACGCUCGGAGCGUGACGUCCUCCGGCCGCGGGACGGGCCCGUCCCAGCCUAGUCUAGCCAUGGGCCUGAUAUUUGCUAAGCUGUGGAGUUUCUUCUGUGACCAGGAACACAAAGUAAUAAUAGUGGGACUUGACAAUGCAGGAAAGACCACCAUUCUUUACCAGUUCUUAAUGAAUGAAGUAGUCCACACGUCUCCAACCAUAGGAAGCAAUGUUGAAGAAAUAGUAGUAAAAAAUACCCAUUUCCUUAUGUGGGAUAUUGGAGGACAGGAGUCAUUACGGUCAUCAUGGAACACCUAUUAUUCAAAUACGGAGUUCAUCAUUCUUGUUGUUGACAGCAUUGACAGAGAACGACUUUCUAUCACAAAAGAAGAACUUUACAGAAUGUUGGCACAUGAGGAUUUACGGAAGGCUGCAGUUCUCAUCUUUGCAAAUAAGCAAGACAUGAAAGGUUGUAUGACAGCUGCUGAAAUAUCUAAAUACCUCACCCUUAGUUCCAUAAAGGAUCACCCAUGGCACAUUCAGUCCUGCUGUGCUUUGACUGGAGAAGGAUUAUGCCAAGGUCUGGAAUGGAUGACCUCCCAUAUUGGAGUGAGAUAACUUGUUGCAAAAGAGACUGCAUCUGUUUAUUCUGUGAACAUGAACAUUUUCCUGGUACUUCUGGUUGCUAAGGCAGCGACCAUGUUUAAUUUAUAAUGACAGAAACCACUGAGCAGCACUUGAAUCAAGUGCAGCGGAACUGAAACACAAAGUAUUUUUAACUUUUUUAAUGCACUACUCUUCCACAGGAUGAACAUGUGAAUCUGUUUCAGUAUCAAAGUUCUCCUGGCUAUUCUAAUUUUUCAGUGGUUGCCUUGUAAGAUAUCUUUCAUCAUGGAAAAUCUUUCACACUUGAUUUUUGUAAUGAUGCAAACUGCUUCUGUAAUUUACUACCAUAGAUAAAUUUCUUCAUUAACACUGGAAAAAAAGUGAGUAGAUUGACAUUUACCCUAGCAUAGCUUUAAUGAUUUCAAAAGAUUGGGCUAUCUGUGUUCAGAUAGCCCAGUUGCAGAUAUGGCUAUCUCCAAGGCAGGUUUUAGGUAUGUUAAGAAUUGAAAUAGUCAACAUUGAAACAGUUAUUUAAUGUGUAACUGAAUUUCUGCCUUAAGAAAACACACCCUUUUUUAUUCCCACAUAAGGUAAGUAGUUCUGGGUCUUAUUUUUACCUGAAAACACAACUUUGCUGGGUAGAUAAAAAUCAGUUUCUAUUUAAUUAAAAUGCAUUUUUCUUUUUAAAAAUGAACCAGUUAAAAAAAUUGAAAUUUGACAACAUAUUAAUUGCUAAAUUUUGUGUAAUCUAUUAAAAACAACAAGGAGUCUGGGGGUAGCACCUUAAAGACUAACGGGUUUAUUUGUGCAUAAGCUUUUGUGGGUAAAAAAAACACCAAAGUGGUGGGGUUUUUUACCCAUGAAAUCUUAUGCCCAAAUAAACCUGUUAGUCUUUAAAGUGCAACCGGACUCCUUGUUGUUUUUGUGGUUAGACUAAUGGAGCUACCCCCUGAUACUUAUAAUCUUCAAAAAAAAAAAAACUUAAAAAAAUUCUGCAUCCUAUAUCCAAUAAACUUAAAUGGUUUCAUUUAACUAAGAAACUACUUUAAAAUGCUGUUUUUAUAUUUGUAAUUUAAUUCCAGUUUCCAAAUACAGCUUGACACAAAUCCAGAGCAAAAAACAUCUAGUAAAUAAAUGCUUUGUUCAUCAUUUUCUAACAAUGUACAAAUUAAGAAUCUGGGUAAAUGUAUGUUAAGCGAUAUAAUUGUUUAAAUGAAUGUGUAUAUAUUGUUGGCUAUAUUUGAUUAAACAUGUUUUAAUGGUUAUACCAACCAAUAAGAAUGAACCUUUCUUUAGGGAAGAAAACUAAAAGUACAAAUACAAAACAAGAUUAAAUUCCGCUUGCUGAUUAAAAUAAGGGACUUAAAUCACUUUGAUUUAAAUCAGUUACCCUACAGCUUUAUAAACUACAACUGUGGUAAAAUUACAAUGAGUAUACUGAAUGUGAAAUGUACUGAUAUGUUGCACUGUAUUUUAACAAUGCACAUUUAUACUGAAAAUAUUACAGACACUAUUUCCUGCAAAGACA
Messenger RNA from Gopherus flavomarginatus (Mexican gopher tortoise), 2234 nucleotides. RefSeq names its product ADP ribosylation factor like GTPase 5B (gene ARL5B). Gene Ontology annotation, biological process: vesicle-mediated transport; protein localization to Golgi membrane; intracellular protein transport. NCBI's taxonomy places the organism in Eukaryota, Metazoa, Chordata, Testudines, Testudinidae. The transcript is spliced from 6 exons. The coding region runs from base 179 to 718 and encodes 179 amino acids. Gene Ontology annotation, cellular component: cytoplasm; trans-Golgi network. The record is from RefSeq and is a predicted model, not a curated record. Gene Ontology annotation, molecular function: GTPase activity; GTP binding.